Molecule: messenger RNA, 3321 nt
Organism: Papaver somniferum (opium poppy)
Lineage: Eukaryota; Viridiplantae; Streptophyta; Magnoliopsida; Ranunculales; Papaveraceae
Exons: 2
Coding region: 33-1169 (378 amino acids)
Source: RefSeq, a predicted model, not a curated record
UUCUGCUAAUUUCCACAUUGGAGAUUGUAGAUAUGGACGAUAUCUAUCCAAAAAAAUUUACAGAAAUUGAAUUAUUAUCUCAGAAAAUUUAUAGUUUGGGAAGAUUUCAGUCUGAAGUAGCAGAGAAUUUGGAGGGUGAACUUCUUCAACCUCAUCAGCUAGUAGAUGGAUGGAUGAAUUUCUUUUCAGCAGAAAUUAAGGAAAUAUUGGCGAUGGAACGGAGAUUGUAUGAUGGGAAUUCGGCAGAGAGUCUUGGAUUACUUCAAUCAGUGAUUCAACAACUGAAGACGAUGAAGAAAUACAUCGCUAACCAAAUGGAACCAACUCCUGUUGAUUCUGAUCCAGUAAGUGAUUUGACUCAGAAAUCUACAAUUUCAUCAGCUGAAUCCGAAGAUGAAUCUCUUGACUGCGAGUUGCUUCCGCCGUUUUGCUUUGAAGAAGAUGAUGAUUCAACAACUUUAGACUCACAUGAACAAAUUUUUUUCCCUAAUUGGAGUAUUUUGAUGGAUACUUUUCACAUCAAAAAUGUUCUAGGUACAGAGAUACUGAAUCUCUACAAACCAAUUGACAGUCGUGAGGAUAUGCUAUUUGAUAAAAUAUAUGAACGAGAAUUCUGCUGUGCUAUGCUUCUUGUAUGGAAUCUUAGGAAUGGAAAGUGGGAAUACAAGCUCUUAAAUGAUGAUGGAGUUAUUUGUGGUGCUCAUGUUAAUGAAGGCAAUUCGGAAUACUUGAAGAAAUUGGUCUUCCUCCACAGCAAAGUACUAUGUAUGGAUUACUUCUAUAUGCAUUUUGGUGAUACUGGCUCGCUAUUUGAUCAUGGCAGAGAUGAUUUUCUCUGGCAACUUAAACAAGGUAAGGUAAUUUACAAGUUUAUAGUUGACGAAUGUCUUUUCAUUAUCAUCUAUUCUACCCACUGGAUAUACGAUCGUGGCAAGGUGCGAGAUGGUGCUACGGAGUAUUUUUCUUUUUCUUUUGUUGAUGCUUAUGAAUUUUAUGUUGAUCCAAAUACUUCUUGGGUGAUUGUUCUUUUUGGGUCAAUUUUGACGGAUGCAUACAAUGGAAAUUUGGUUUGUGAGCUGUUUCCAAGACAUGGGUAUCCGUAUGAAUUUCAGUUAUUCCAUCCUUCGCCAGAUGCAGUUAGAGUAGCAUAUAUUCAACUACAGAUAUAGUACAGAUUGCUUGGUGUUGUAAUUCGUCAUCUUGGGUCACUAGAUAUUUUUCAGAUUACUUUGAAGAGUUGUGCACCUGGCCACGAGUCUAUCUUAAUGGCUACUUCAAGCAUUCAUACAAGGUUCUUUACACUGCCAUUUUGGGUUAAAUUUCAUCUUAUGUUGCUCUUUUAUAAGGAUCAUAAUGAGUGGGUUACUCAAGUUGUUAGAACAUGUUCUUCAAUCAUUGGGAAGGUGUAUUUGCUAAUAACUAAUGUGGUAAGUUCAGCAGAUGAUUUUAAGUGGGUCUAUUAUUAUUCUAUUAUGGGGAUUCUCUCAUUUGCUAGAAAAUGCUCUGAAUUCUUGUGCCUAGGUUCCUUCUUACGUUUUCUUUUGCUGCCGUAUGAAGUGUGUGGUAGUCUAGUGGUUCGAGAGAAAAUAAAAAAGGUAUAUCCACAUUCUGCCAUGAUUGAUAUUUACACUCAACUUAAAUCUUAUUGGAGGAGAGCUUAUCAUCCAGUGAGAUGCUUAUUCAAACUAGAGUUUUGUGACAGAAUGGUGGACACUCAGGCCUCACCUAAUGUGUUUGAUCAUGGAAAGACGUGUUAUAGGUCCAGGGUAAUGGCCAAUUACAGUAAAAAAUGUGUUGUUGCACUUGUUUUCAAACUUGGAUACUCAUUAAAGUUGCUAUGGAAGGGCUCGAUUACAUUUAUAUUGGUUCAAGGGGUUGAGAUCGAUGUUGUGUGCAAGUUAUUGGAUAAAAGGUUACAACAGGGUACAGUUCUACGGGCUAGGUUGAUACUCCAACUGACAAGUAAUCAUGAAGUUGGUACUCUUUUGCAGCUUCAAUAUGGUUUUCCCUCUGCUACAGGAGACACAUUUUGUGAGUUGUGGAAGAGAGGAGCGAUGAAAGAACAAUUUCUGUGUUAUUGUUGCUAUACAGUCUUCGUUCUUAGCGCUAAAUAUUCACAACUACGUACAUUCAACACUUCAACUAUGUAUUCUCGUGGGUUUUUCAAGUGCAUUUUCAUGCUGCAAUCCAAUUGUCGCAGCUACAUCCUGGUGGUAAUCUUUGUUGGGAUCGAUCAUUUACCCAAUUGCUUCACGCCUUGAUUCUAACUGUGUUGUUGUUGGUUGGAUACUUGAGGUGGAAAUUCAGAUUGAUUCCACCUGGGUUGUGGAGUGUGAAAUUUUUUAGCUGGGUUGAUAAACAUUUUUAUCUCAGUGGUAUGCCUUGACAUAAACUGGAAUUAUAGGGACAAUCUGUUCUAUAAAGCUGAGGCCCGUAAUGGACUCGCAACAUCUUUUAUUAAGAGAAAUUUGUUCUCGACAAAUUUGUGGAGUACGGAAAAUGGUACUGGUACUAUAUGGAUUGUCGUCGAGUUACCUGGAGCACCUGGCUAUUUGAGUAGUUGUCUCUGUUUGGUGUUUGAUAGAGGAAAAUUGCUUGAAUCCAUAUUCAGGAAUUCUCAUUCGCAGAGUUUGGGUGCUGUUUCUAUUUAUUAUUACUCUGCAGCGAAUGGCUAUGGGUGGGUUUAUUUUAUUACAGGGACAGGUACACUGGGUACGGCUACAAUUCUCGGCAGGUUUCAGAAGCCAAAGCACCUGUUCAACGUAGGGAAAUGCGCACAAGACCCACUGCUUGCAUUUCAGGGAGGAAGCAAAACCAUUUAUGAACUGUGCACUUCGUAGGAAAAUGGUCAGUGGAAUGAUAAGCAUAUCAGAUUAUUCACUAGCGUUAUGGCUAUUGGGUUUAUCGUACGUAUUGGAAUGAGCUACCACUACCUUGUCUUCAGCCAGUUUGAAGGGGGUAUGUCGACUCCAUACCACAAUCCUUGUUCUUCGGAAGGUGUUACAUGAGAUGAAUAUCUGUCACUCAAGUUAAUUUUCAUCCUUGAGGACAAGGAUGUUUUCAAGGAGAGUGGAAUGUUGUAUCCCUGUGUAUUAGAGAGGGUGACCAUAUCAAGUUACUGUCAGUCUUUAGUAGUAGUUAUGUGUAAUAGUAGUUAGUGUAAGAGUGAGUACCUUUAUCAAUGUAAGAGAGGGUUAGAUGUGAACCACCUGGCUAAGUGUUGGUCGUUGGAUUAGUUUCGCAACUUAGCUUUAUAAGGUCUGAGUCGGUCUGUAUCGCAACCUAGUGGAAUAUCAUUUAUCAAAUUAGAACUUUGUUCUU